CCAGGCCUCCAGUCUUGGGACAUUGACCCUGGCAUCUGCAGCCUGGACGAGCAGCUCAAGAUCUUUGUGUCCCGGCACUCGGCCACCUUCUCCAGCAUCGUGAAAGGCCAGCGCAGCCUGCACCUCCGAGGGGACGCCCUGGAUAUCCUGGUCCUCGUGAACCCGUCAGACAAGUCCCUGUGUGACGAGCUCCGGAACCUUCUCCUAGACACUGCCCCUCACAAGCUUCUGGUGCUGGCUGGGCCCUGCCUGGAGGAGACAGGGGAGCUGCUGCUCCAGACUGGGGGCUUCUCACCCCGCCACUUCCUCCAGGUUCUGAGGGACAAAGAGAUCCGGGAUCUCCUGGCUUCUGCACCCCCAUCUGCAGACCCGCCCAAGCUCACCAUCACCUGCCCUACCUUUGGCGACUGGGCCCAGCUGGCACCCGAAGUGCCCGGCCUCCAGGGCGGGCUCCGGCUGCGGCUGAACCCCCCAGUGCAGCGGCCGGCCUCCGAGGGCCUGCGUGAGUUCCUGGAGUAUGUGGCCGAGUCGCUGGAGUUGCCGUCCCCGUUUGAGCUGCUGGAGCCACCAGCGUCCGUGGGCUUCCUCAGGCUCGCCCGGCCUUGCUGCUACAUCUUCCCUGGCGGCCUCGGGGACGCCGCCUUCUUCGCCGUUAAUGGCUUCACUAUGUUGGUCAACGGCGGCUCGAACCCCAAGUCGAGCUUCUGGAAGCUGGUGCGGCACCUGGGGGCCACCUCCCGCCUGGUGCGCGGCGAGGAUGAGGCGGAGGUGGCCCGGAGCCUUCUGGCCCGGCUGGGCAUAGAGCCGCUGCCCCUGAGCCGGGGGCUGACGCCGACCGAGCCCACGGUGCUCUUCCAGAAGAUGGGCGUCGGCCGGCUGGACGUACCCGUGCUGUUCCCUGGCUGCACGCCGCCUGCCCGCCUCCUGGACGGCCUGGUCCGCCUGCAGCACUUGGGCUUUCUGCGGGAGCCCGUGGUGACCCCCCAAGACCUGACGGGGCCUCGACGCACCGAGAGCAAGGAGAGUGUGGGCUCCCGGGACAGCGUGAGGAGAGAGGGCCGGACUGCGGUGCCUGCCAGGCCUGCCCAGGAGCGCUCUGGGGUGGCCCGGAAGGAGCCACCACGACCCGAGGCCUCUCGCAGGGCUGAGAAGGAAGCAAGGCACCCCAGGGAGGUGAAGAAGGACCCCAAACCAAGUGUCCCCCGGACCCAGCCCAGGGAGUUGUCCCGGGCAUCCUCUGCUGUGGUCAGUGGCAAGAAGGCAGGUGCCCAGGCAGCCCCCAAGCCCCGAAGAGCACCGAACAGUGACCGCCCGGGUGUCCCAUUGGCGGGGAAUGGGCCCCAGAGCCCCCCGACCUUCCGGUGUGGAGAGGCCAGUCCCUCCAUAGAGGCCUGCAGCUCUCCUGUCCCCCAGCUGGCGGCCACCCCCACCCAAGGGAGCAGCCUGGAGCUGGUGCUGAGCCCCACAGGGGAGGACAGUAGCAGCGUAAAGACUCAAGAGCAGCUGGCAGCCAGUGGCACCCCCCCGCCCUGCACCCCCUCGCCAGCUGGAGCUCCCCAGGGCCCAGCUGAGGGUAGCAGGCAGCUGUCACUGAGCCCCCUGCGUGGUGGGGAGGCGGGGCCAGAUGGCUCCCCCACGGUGACCACGCCUUCCCUGCCGGCUGAGGUGGGCUCCCCGCACUCCACAGAGGUGGACGAGUCGCUGUCCGUCUCCUUUGAGCAGGUGCUGCCCCCGCCCCCCGUUCCCAUGAGCGAGGCAGGGCUGAGCCUCCCACUUCGAGGCCCCCGGGUGCGGCGCUCGGCCUCCCCCCAUGACGUGGACCUGUGCCUGGUGUCGCCCUGUGAGUUUGAGCACCGCAAGAUGGUGCCCAUGGCGCCGGCCCCCGCGUCCCCCGGGAGCUCCAAUGACAGCAGCGCCCGGUCCCAGGAGCGGGCAGGUGCUCUGGGGGCUGAGGAGACGCCGCCUACAUCUGUCAGCGAGUCCCUGCCCACGCUGUCCGACUCGGACCCCCUGCCCGCUGCCCCUGGCACUGCAGACUCAGAUGAGGACAUGGAGGGCUUUGGAGUCCCUCGUCACAACCAGCUGCCCAACCCCCUCAAGGUUCCCCCACCGCUGCCAACCCCACCCAACAUCUGCAUGGUGGAUCCAGAGCUGCUGCCCCCCGAACAGGCCCGGCUGAAAGAGAGCCUCAGCCAUACCCGGAAGCCCCUGGCUCGCCCCACCUCCAGCACUGCCACCUCCAAAUCCACUCCAGCAAUCGCUGCCAAGACCAAGGGGCUGGCUGGCAGGGACCGCGCCAGUCGGCCGCUCAGUGCCCGAAGCGAGCCCAGUGACAAGGGCGGUCGGGCACCCCUGUCCAGAAAGCCCUCAGUCCCCAAGAUGACCCCUCGGGGCCCAGCCGGGUCAGCCAGCAGCCGGCCGGGUGGGUCGGAGGCCUCCCCCGGCUCCCCUGUCUACCUUGACCUGGCCUACUUGCCCAGCGGGGGCAGCAUCUGCCUGUUAAAUGAGGAGUUCUUUCGGCGGGUGCGCGCGCUCUGCUAUGUCAUCAGCGGCCAGGACCAGCACAAGGAAGAGGGAAUGCGGGCCGUCCUGGACGCCCUGCUGGCCGGCAAGCAGCAGUGGGACCGUGACCUACAGGUGACCCUGAUCCCCACCUUCGACUCAAUGGCCAUGCACGAGUGGUAUGAGGAGACGCAUGCCCAGCACCAGGCGCUAGGCAUCACGGUGCUGGGCAGUAACAGCACAGUGUCCAUGCAGGACGAGGCCUUCCCUGCUUGCAAGGUGGAGUUCUAGUCCUGCCUCACCCCUACACCUACCCCACUCCGCAGCCCAGAUCUGCACCGUCCUGAUCACUGCAUCAGAAAUAAACCAAGUGCCCCACUCCA
Myotis davidii is the source of this 2885-nucleotide messenger RNA. It is a transcript of the gene MAP1S, whose product is annotated as microtubule associated protein 1S. Lineage: Eukaryota; Metazoa; Chordata; Mammalia; Chiroptera; Vespertilionidae. Gene Ontology annotation, cellular component: dendrite; neuronal cell body; microtubule. The record is from RefSeq and is a predicted model, not a curated record. Gene Ontology annotation, molecular function: actin binding; microtubule binding. Gene Ontology annotation, biological process: microtubule cytoskeleton organization; regulation of microtubule depolymerization; axonogenesis.